This is a messenger RNA of Orcinus orca (killer whale), 3686 nucleotides long. It is a transcript of the gene STARD8, whose product is annotated as StAR related lipid transfer domain containing 8. The transcript has 14 exons. The record is from RefSeq and is a predicted model, not a curated record. Gene Ontology annotation, biological process: signal transduction; actin cytoskeleton organization; regulation of Rho protein signal transduction. Lineage: Eukaryota; Metazoa; Chordata; Mammalia; Artiodactyla; Delphinidae. Bases 307 to 3348 code for a protein of 1013 amino acids. Gene Ontology annotation, molecular function: lipid binding; GTPase activator activity.
GGCUUGACAACAGCUAAGCAGCCGGGGCAGCUGCUCCUCUGGCUGGCAUCGUUACCCCCGCCCAACCCCAGGCUCUGCGCGUGCCUCCCGCCCGCUGGCAGCUGCGUCGGGGUCUCGAACCCAAAGCGACGGACGCGGCCUCCAGAAGCUGAGGCCAAAAACGCAUGCAGGUGGCUCCGAGCGACAGGAUUCCCUCAGUAUGCUCAGCUUUUUGAAGAAGGUUCGUUUCCUGUGGAUAUUGGCUCUGUGAAGAAGGACCACGGUUUUCUGGACGAGGACUCUUUGGGGGCCUUGUGCAGGAGGCUGAUGACCUUGAACAGUUGUGCCUCGAUGAAACUGGAGGUUCAUUUUCAAUGCAAGCAGAAUGAAGACUCAGAGGAGGAAGAGCAUUGUACCAUCAGCAAGCACUGGGCCUUCCAGACAGAAAGUAAGCGCUGGUCUCAUGUGGGCUCCUCUGACCUGCUGGCCCCACCGAGCCCUGGCCUGCCAGUGACCUCCAGCUGUGAGAGCGUCCUCACUGAGCUUAGUGCCACCUCCCUGCCAGCCAUCACUGUGAGCCUACCACCCGAGCCAGUGGGCCUGCCCUUGCUAGGCUGUGCUCCCAGCCCACGUGGCCGGCCCUUCCUCAGCCCCACUCAGGACCAGGAGACUCCACAAGACAAAGCCAAGAAGCACCGUUCCCGGAGCUUCCUCAAGCACCUUGAGUCUCUGAGGCGGAAGGAAAAGGGUGGCAGCCGGCAAGCAGAGCCAGAGCGUAGUUCAGCCACCUCGGAGAAGGCCACCAAAGCCGCCUCUUUCCGAAGUCGCCGUGGCUUCCUCUACAGGGCCAAGAACCGGGCGGCCACCUCAGCCAGUGGCAGUGGCACUGAGACCCAGAGGGCCUGGGAGGCCUGGCCUGUGGCCACAUUCCAGCGUCCUCAGCGGGCACACUGGGGUGACUGCCUGGUGCACGUGCCCAGGGACCACAAACCAGGCACAUUCCCUCGCUCCCUGUCCAUUGAGAGCCUGUGCCCUGAGGAUGGACACCACCUGGCAGAUCGGCAGCCAGGUAGCUGCUGGGGCUAUGAAGGGCGCCGGGGCUCCUGUGGCUCCACGGGCAGCCACGCCAGCACCUAUGACAACAUGCCUGAGCUGUACCCAGCUGAGCCUGUCCUGGCUGGUGCCGAGGCUGAAGAGGAGGAGGAGGGUGGGGACAGCCAUACUCACCUGGAUGAUAUCCUCCAGCACGUGUGGGGGCUGCAGCAGCGGGUGGAGCUCUGGUCUCAGGCCAUGUACCCAGACCUGGGGCCUGGAGAUAAGGAAGAGGAAGAAGAGGAGGAAGCCGCUUCAUCAGUAGAAAUAGCCACCAGUGGAGUGGAAGGCCAGACCGAUGAGGCUCGGGCCCAGGGAGAGGCUCCAGCCCUCAGGGAGUCCUCAGCCCCGGGCCAGGCAGAUGUCCAGCCAGGAGUCCCGGCUCAGGCUCAGGCCCCAGCUGAGGCUGAACUUCUGGCACUGGCAGAGGCCGGGGCCCCCGGCUUGGCUCAGGAUCAUGAGCAGGAGGCAAAUUCAGGCGGGGAGCCCACCUCUGCCUCCAGUCUAUCUGUGGAAGGACACUCCAUUUCUGACACUGUGGCCUCCUCCAGUGAGCUGGACAGUAGCGGGAACUCCACAAACGAGACUGAGGCCACAGGGUCCCUGGCUGGACUCCAGGCAUCAGCACCCCGUGAACGACGAGAUUCAGGUGUUGGGGCCUCACUUACCAGACCCUACAGGAAGCUCCGCUGGCAUAGCUUCCAGAACUCCCACCGGCCCAGCCUCAACUCAGAGUCGCUGGAGAUCAACCGGCAGUUUGCCAGCCAGAUCCACCUCUUGCACAAGGGCUCACUGCUGCGGCUCACCGCCUUCAUGGAGAAGUACACUGUCCCCCACAAACAGGGCUGGGUCUGGUCAGUGCCCAAGUUCAUGAAGAGGAACAAGACACCGGACUACCGGGGUCAGCAUGUGUUUGGGGUGCCGCCCCUCAUCCAUGUGCAGCGCACAGGCCAGCCACUACCCCAGAGCAUUCAGCAAGCCAUGCGCUACCUGCGUAGCCAGUGCCUGGACCAGGUGGGCAUCUUCCGCAAAUCCGGGGUGAAGUCCAGGAUCCAGAACCUGCGUCAAAUGAACGAGACCUCCCCCGACAACGUCUGCUACGAGGGCCAGUCUGCCUAUGAUGUGGCUGACCUGCUGAAGCAGUAUUUCCGGGACCUGCCUGAGCCAAUCUUCACCAGCAAGCUCACUACCACUUUCCUACAGAUCUACCAGCUCCUCCCCAAGGAUCAAUGGUUGGCAGCCGCGCAAGCCGCCACCUUGCUGCUCCCGGAUGAGAACCGAGAGGUGCUACAGACCCUGCUCUAUUUCCUGAGCGACAUUGCCUCAGCUGAGGAAAACCAGAUGACAGCUGGUAACCUGGCUGUGUGCCUGGCACCUUCCAUCUUCCACCUCAACGUCUCCAAGAAGGAUAACCCCUCCCCCAGGAUCAAGAGCAAACGUAGCCUGGUUGGCCGGCCAGGCCCUAAGGACUUGAGUGAGAACAUGGCUGCCACCCAGGGCCUAUCACACAUGAUCAGUGACUGCAAGAAACUUUUCCAGGUGCCCCAGGACAUGGUGCUACAACUGUGUGGCUCCUACAGUGCAGCUGAGCUCAGCCCUCCGGGCCCAGCCCUGGCUGAGCUGCGGCAGGCCCGAGCUUCUGGCAUGGGCCUGUGCCUCUACAUGGAAGAGAGCAUCCAGGAGCUGCUGCGCGAUGCCGCUGAGCGCUUCAAGGGCUGGAUGAGUGUGCCAGGGCCCCAGAACACGGAGCUGGCUUGCAAGAAGGCACCAGACGGGCACCCGCUGUGUGUGUGGAAGGCAUCCACAGAAGUGGCUGCCCCUCCGGCCGUGGUGCUACACCGUGUCCUGCGGGAGAGGGCCCUCUGGGAUGAGGACCUUCUGCGGGCCCAGGUGUUGGAAGCCCUGAUGCCGGGUGUGGAGCUGUACCACUACGUCACCGACAGCAUGGCGCCCCAUCCCUGCCGCGACUUUGUGGUGCUCCGGAUGUGGCGCUCUGACCUGCCCCGUGGGGGUUGCCUCCUCGUCUCUCAGUCCCUGGAUCCUGAGCAACCCGUGCCGGAGUCGGGGGUGCGGGCCCUGAUGCUCACUUCCCAGUACCUCAUGGAACCUUGCGGCCUGGGCCGCUCCCGGCUCACUCACAUCUGCCGCGCUGACCUCAGGGGCCGUUCUCCUGACUGGUACAACAAAGUCUUCGGGCACCUGUGUGCCAUGGAGGUGGCAAAGAUCCGGGAUUCCUUCCCGACCCUGCAGGCAGCUGGCCCUGAGACAAAGUUGUGAGCCUUGGCCUGGUCCCAGAUUGGCACCACUCAGGCCCCCUGGCACCACCUCAGUGAGGGGGAAUGAGAGCAGAGCCGCCCUCGGAUGAUGCUGCUUCCAAGGGUAGAGGCAAGGCCAUGCGGUCGCCCUUACUUCCUGAAGCUCCUCCAUAUGUACAGGGAAGGAAGAGAGAAUUUCAGUGUCCUGUCUCCACUCCAUCUCCACCCCCAAACCUGUGUUCUGCCCUCCCGAGAGAGAGGAGUCACUUUUGGAGCAGGAAGAUGGCUACUGCCCUUCAAGUCCAAGGAGCCACCGGUCAGUCUGAAGCCUUCCCAGCUCCUCCGCCUGCGGGGUGAGGA